Molecule: messenger RNA, 2234 nt
Organism: Brassica oleracea var. oleracea
Lineage: Eukaryota; Viridiplantae; Streptophyta; Magnoliopsida; Brassicales; Brassicaceae
Product: myb-related protein 3R-1-like
Exons: 8
Coding region: 279-2234 (651 amino acids)
Biological process (GO): regulation of DNA-templated transcription
Cellular component (GO): nucleus
Molecular function (GO): DNA-binding transcription factor activity, RNA polymerase II-specific; RNA polymerase II cis-regulatory region sequence-specific DNA binding
Source: RefSeq, a predicted model, not a curated record
AAUAGCUAACGCCGACCGUUUAGAUUUCUCUCUUUAUCUUCCUUGUCCCAUUUGAUCCCAAAAGUUUUUAAAAUCACUCCUCUCUCAGUUAAUCAGACAGUCUGAAGUGUGUUUUUGCCUCCAAUCUGAGAUUUUUCGUUUGCGAUUUGGGCUUAAUUGGGACCAUUGUGGUCUCCCUAGUUGAGAUCUGAUCGCUUCCGUUUCUGAAGCUCGUCGUCGAGAAGAAAGACAGCGCAUGGGAACUGGGGUUACUAUUUUUGCAUUUUUAUUGAAGAGAUAUGGAAAGUGAGUGUGCAACAACUCCUCCUCCUGAUGGGCUUACUGAAGGGAACCCCUCGAAAUCACGUCAAGGGAGGACUAGUGGCCCAACUAGACGUUCUACUCGAGGUCAAUGGACGGCUGAAGAGGAUGAGAUUUUGAAAAAGGCUGUCCACAAUUUUAAAGGCAAAAACUGGAAGAAGAUAGCUGAAUAUUUCAAGGAUCGAACUGAUGUCCAAUGCCUCCACAGGUGGCAGAAGGUCCUUAAUCCUGAACUUGUUAAAGGGCCGUGGACAAAGGAGGAAGAUGAUAUGAUUGUUCAGUUAAUCCAAAAAUAUGGGCCGAAGAAGUGGUCCACUAUUGCUCGGUAUUUACCUGGCCGUAUUGGAAAGCAAUGUAGAGAGAGGUGGCAUAAUCAUCUCAAUCCUGCCAUAAACAAGGAAGCUUGGACUCAAGAAGAAGAGCUGGUUCUGAUUCGUGCUCAUCAAGUCUACGGUAAUAGAUGGGCAGAGUUAACAAAGUUCUUGCCUGGAAGGUCUGACAAUGGAAUCAAAAACCACUGGCACAGUUCAGUUAAGAAGAAACUAGAUUCCUAUAUGUCCUCUGGCCUUUUGGAUCAGUACCAAGCCAUGCCUCUAGCUCCUUACGAUAGAAACUCUUUUAUGCAGAGUACUAUGGAUGGUAGUGGCUGCGUGAGUGGACAGGCAGAGCAAGAAAUAGAACAUGGUAUAAUGAACAUGGGGCAACAUUUUCACCCGUGUGAAAACUCUCAGUAUUAUUAUCCAGAGUUGGAAGAUAUCUCAGUCUCCAUCUCAGAAGCCUCUUAUGACAUGGAGGACUGUUCACAGUUUCCUGAUCAUAACGUCUCGGCUUCUACGAGCCAGGAUUACCAAUUUGACUUUCAGGAUCUGUCGGAUAUUUCACUGGAGAUGAGUCAGAACAUGUCAGGGUUACCAAUGACAUACACCAAGGAGAGGAAGGAAGCCUCUCUAGGGGCUCCGAACUCCAAGUCAAAUAUAGAUGUAGCUGCGUACACCAACACAUCUGAAACGGAAUGUUGCAGAGUUCUUUUCCUUGAUCAAGAGAGCGAAGGGGUCAGUGUUUCUAGAUCUUCAACCCAAGAGCCACACGAGGUUUUGUGUGCAUCAGCUUCAGACAGCCAGGUUUCAGAAGCUACAAAAUCUCCUAUGAAGAGCUCUUCUUCAAUGUCCAUUGCAACACCCGCCUCAGGCAAAGAAACUCUUCGGCCGGCUCCCUUAAUCAUAACACCCGAUAAGUAUUCCAAGAAGUCAUCCGGAUUGAUAUGUCAUUCUUUUGAGACUAAUGAAAAUGGUAGCUUCAUAUGCAUCAAUGAUCCUUCAACCUCUACUUGUGUUGAUGAAGGGCCUAACAACUCCACCGAAGAUUAUCAUUUAAAUGAUUCCAAAAAGCUGGUUCCAGUGAACGAUUUUGCUUCUCUGGCAGAAGCUAAGCCACACUCUCUUCCUAAGCAUGAAACAAACAUGUCAAGCGAGCAGCAUCAUGAGGAUAUGGGAGCAUCAUCAUCAAGUCUAUGUUUUCCAAGCCUGGACCUACCUGCUUUCAACGAUCCGGUCCACGAUUAUAGCCCUCUUGGCAUACGCAAGCUGCUGAUGUCCAGCAUGGCGUGCAUGAGCCCGCUUAGGCUGUGGGAGUCUCCCACUGGGAAAAAGACGUUGGUUGGUGCAAAGUCAAUCCUGAGGAAACGCACGCGUGAUCUGCUGACACCUCUAUCUGAGAAGAGGAGUGAUAAGAAGCUUGAAACUGAUAUAGCAGCUAGUCUGGCAAAAGAUUUUUCACGCCUGGAUGUUAUGUUUGAUGAGAGUGAGAAUCAAGAAUCUAUCUCUGGAAUGCCAGAAGAAACCAUGGAUGUCAGUAAAUCACUUGUACAACCACAGCAAACUUGCUUGGAGGCAAAUGUUCAACAUGUAAGUCUUGUCUUUCCUUUAAGCAUUUGA